Molecule: messenger RNA, 750 nt
Organism: Ceratitis capitata (Mediterranean fruit fly)
Lineage: Eukaryota; Metazoa; Arthropoda; Insecta; Diptera; Tephritidae
Gene: ATPsynD
Product: ATP synthase subunit d, mitochondrial
Exons: 2
Coding region: 133-651 (172 amino acids)
Biological process (GO): proton motive force-driven ATP synthesis
Molecular function (GO): proton transmembrane transporter activity
Source: RefSeq, a predicted model, not a curated record
CUUUUGUUUCAUUCGAUUGAGUUGUCAAAUAGGUGAGUGCUAAUAAUUAUUGGUUAGUGGAUUUUUUAAUGAAUUCUUUAUAUUUGUAGCUUUUAAUACAAGAUAUCCUCUUGAAAAUCAUUUGCUGUUGAAAUGGCUUCACGUCGCGUUGCACAGACUUCCAUAAAUUGGGCCUCUCUAGCUGAGCGUGUGCCUGCUAACCAAAAGCCCAAUUUUGCUGCAUUCAAAACCAAGUCGGACGCUUACUUGCGCAGCGUUUUGGCCAACCCAGAAAAUCCACCACAAAUCAACUGGGCUCACUACAAGCAAUUGAUUCCAGUUGCUGGUAUGGUCGACUCGUUCCAAAAACAAUACGAAUCGUUGAAAGUGCCCUACCCAGCUGAUAAUGUGAGCUCAGAAGUUGAUGCUCAAAUCAAGGAAACCAAGAGUGAAAUUGAUAAUUUCAAGAAGAGCUCACAGGCACGCAUUGUUGAGUACCAAAAAAGUAUUGAUCACCUCAAACAAUUGCUGCCAUACGACCAAAUGACCAUGGAAGAUUACCGUGACUCGUUCCCUGACCAAGCUUUAGAUCCUAUUAAUCGCCCAACAUUCUGGCCCCAUGAUGCUGAGGAACAAAGAGACAACAAAGACCGUGCACAUGCUGAGCAUUGAGUUUCGAGUAGUUGUCUAAGCCAAAAAGCGUCUAGAAUGGUGAUUUAAACGAAUCGUUGUAACUUGCAAAUAUAACCAUUUACAUGUAAUGAAUCUAUA